Molecule: messenger RNA, 2342 nt
Organism: Cynoglossus semilaevis (tongue sole)
Lineage: Eukaryota; Metazoa; Chordata; Actinopteri; Pleuronectiformes; Cynoglossidae
Gene: selenop2
Product: selenoprotein P2
Exons: 5
Biological process (GO): selenium compound metabolic process
Cellular component (GO): extracellular region
Molecular function (GO): selenium binding
Source: RefSeq, a predicted model, not a curated record
GUAGAUUUUUUCUGUAAUAUUUCUUAAAGUUUUUUUGAAUUAUACAGAUGAGAGGUAAAGGUCUGACCAGGGCUUUGUUUACGGGGUUUUACUAUUGAUGUUUCUCUGUUCCAGUUCUUCUUUAUCUUUUGGCCUCUUUCUCUGUUUGAUUAUACUGAUAGUUCACUCAGCUCCUUGUCAUUUGAACUGCAUGUAACGUGAAAGGCGAACGGUUGGUGAAGGGAGGAACGAUGCGCUGCGUCUCUUUUCUGUGGCUGUGUGCAGCCAUACCAGGGGUGGUUUUCAGCGCACACACCACUCUGCUGGUGGAGGGGGACAGAAAUGUCUCCAGGAUCUGCAAACCUGCCCCUCACUGGGAGAUUCAGGGGCAGGCACCCAUGAAAGAACUGCUGGGGAAUGUAGUGGUGGUGGCUCUUCUGAAGGCCACCUGACACUUCUGUCUCACUCAGGCCUACAAGAUUGGAGGCCUGCGUGACAAGCUGAAUCGCAGCAACCUCACUGGGGUGUCUUUCAUGAUUGUUAACGAGCAGGAGGCAGAGUCCAGGGCCAUGUAUUGGGAGCUGAAGAGAAGAGCGCCACCUGACGUUCCUGUCUAUCAGCAGGGACCCUUCCAAGACGACGUGUGGGAGACUCUGGAUGGUGACAAAGAUGACUUCCUAGUAUAUGACAGGUGUGGUCUCCUCACUUUCCACAUCGUGCUGCCCUACAGUUUCCUGCAGUACCCCUACGUAGAGGCUGCAGUCAGGGCCACAUAUUUGAAAAACAUCUGCAAUUGCUCUCAGCCGCUGAAUAAUCCUCUCCCUGGAGUCAUGAAGAAUGAAACAGCAUCCCCCUUCAACCAAACAAUCACAUUACCCGUAACUCCGCAGGACACUGACAUUGAAGAAGGAGGUGACGCAACUGUAAGUCAUCAACCACCUACUCAGCAUCAUCACCAGCAGAACCAAGAGUUGUCCACCUCACAAACCAGUCAUAAAUAACACAAUAAGUUGAAUUUGGUCAUUGUUUUUUUAAUUAUUUUUUUAAUUUUUGAUGUACAGCUACCGUGUUCAUUUUUGUAGUUUCAAUAACCUAGUUUAUAUUUUGACAGAUGUACUGAGCAGACAGGACAACCGGUUAGCACGAGAGCUAAAAACAGCUAACCGGAAGUAACGCAUCAAUUUAGUGUCCGUCUGAAUGAUUUUACAGCAGCAACAACGCCGUUUCAUUUGGUAAUACGUGCUCAGUUAAAAUUAUGAGAGUACGUUAACGUGUAACAGUCUCAAAACAAAUAAUGUCACGCGUUUCUAAAGUUUGCCAUUACAACGAAAGUGCACCGAUUGAGUAUAAAGCAGCAAAAACAGCUGUUAGCUCGUGAGCUAAAAACAGGAAACUUGUGUUCGGAUUCUGCACGUGUGCACCAGACACUGAAAGUCUCAGACAAAUGAUAAAUCCGAGUUAAGCCAAACCUGACAUUUAACACUAAAAAAUAUAAUUAAACAAUUUAUACUAAAUUUAACAUAUUUUAUUCAUAUCGGUGGCACAAAACAUAUAAUCAGUAAAGAGUUGCAAAACCUUUAUACUACAUUGUUUAAUACUGAAGUUAAACCAUCUAUGUUACAAUGUUAUUGGCAGAUAUUAAAUAUAGAAUUAAAAUAAAUCUGUGUUUGUUAAACUCAACAAAUCCUUGUUAAAUCACAGAUUUUUUUUUUCCAUUAGUGCUAUGAAAAUAAACAAACUUGGGGUUUUAUUGAAAACAUUUUGUGAUUCAAGAACAUUUUCACUGCUGUGCUGAGUUCUUGGGUCUGUGUGACAGUAAUUUAGAGUGUGGUUGUUCCUAAUAGCUCCACGCUUCAUGCCUGUGUACUCUGUGUGAAUAAACCAGCAGCUCCACCUUUGUCUUCUCCCGUGAAUGAAGUCUGCAGAGUAAAACCUGCCUGCAGGAGGCUGCUGACUGAUGUGUGUGGAGAGAUAGAGGUCGAACCUGUAGUUGUCUCUUUUUGUUUUUUACAUAUGGACAGGGUGUGGUGUGUGGACUACAAAGAAUGAAUCUCAUUCAGGUUACAGUCUUAAAGUAUCCUACAUUGUUGGUCCUUGAACAGCAGGAUGAAUUCAAAAGAGAAAACUAAAUGAAUCAUUUAUUCAUUUUCUGUCAGAGCUGUAAUUUACCCUCUGUCGUCAACAAUUUGCUCUUUGAUUCAGAAAGUAUUACCGUAUGAUAGGUGUGCUUUCAAUAUACACAUUAUUAAAAAUAUAUAUCAUUAAUAUAUAUAUACCUUAUAUAUUUACAAGUGAUUUUGUAGUAAUUUAAAUACUGUAAAACUACAAAGUUUUUCUUUGUUUAAUAAAUAUGUGACAAUGUA